Molecule: messenger RNA, 758 nt
Organism: Linum tenue
Lineage: Eukaryota; Viridiplantae; Streptophyta; Magnoliopsida; Malpighiales; Linaceae
Source: the annotation of a GenBank genome assembly
CAAUUUUGCAAUGACAUCCAUUUUGGAAUGCAAGGAAGCAAUUCUUGUGCACUUUAAACAAUCGUACCAAAAAACACAUCCCCUACCAAAGAAACAAACAUACACCAAGAAUUCCGCCAUCGAAAGGAUAAUAGAAAAUGCAAAUAAGGAAACAGACCGCUCCCAUCUCUGAUACUCCUGAUCAAAUAUUGUUCCCAACAACAAAAUAACACCCAACUAACGAUUACGCAUUACAUAUGAAACCUUCGGAGAUCACCAGAGAAAUUCGCCGCCACCUUUUCUCUCCUCCCUUAUCCCUCGUACUCUUCGGGCUCCUCCUCGUACUCCCCUUCAUCAUCCGCAGUCGCAUCCUGGUACUGCUGGUACUCUGCCACCAGAUCAUUCAUGUUGCUCUCUGCCUCAGUGAACUCCAUCUCGUCCAUCCCUUCCCCGGUGUACCAAUGCAAGAAGGCCUUCCUCCUAAACAUAGCUGUGAACUGCUCGCUCACCCUCCUGAACAUCUCCUGGAUGGAAGUCGAGUUCCCGACGAAAGUGGAGGCCAUCUUCAACCCCCUGGGUGGGAUGUCGCACACAGAUGACUUCACGUUGUUGGGGAUCCACUCAACAAAGUAGGACGAGUUCUUGUUCUGGACGUUGAUCAUCUGCUCAUCAACUUCCUUCGUGCUCAUCUUGCCACGGAACAUGGCUGAAGCAGUCAGGUAUCGGCCGUGGCGAGGGUCAGCAGCGCACAUCAUGUUCUUGGCGUCCCACAUUUGCUG